Photinus pyralis (common eastern firefly) is the source of this 952-nucleotide messenger RNA. Its product is annotated as circadian clock-controlled protein-like. The transcript is spliced from 5 exons. Bases 82 to 843 code for a protein of 253 amino acids. NCBI's taxonomy places the organism in Eukaryota, Metazoa, Arthropoda, Insecta, Coleoptera, Lampyridae. The record is from RefSeq and is a predicted model, not a curated record.
ACCUUGUGUAGCAGAAAAAUUUACAUCAGAAGUAUAAAGGUCUAUCCUUUAGUCGACUAUAUAAUGUAAUCUUUAAGAAAGAUGUUAAUUCGAAUGUCGUUACCUAUGGUGCUGCACAGAUUUCAUCUUCUGUUCGGAUUUGCCGCUGCACUUAGCUUGCCCAGCGAAUUUAAGCGGUGCAGCCUAUCGGAUCCCAAGAGAGAAGAAUGUUUGCGAGACGCCAUUCAGCACGCCUUCCCACUGCUGAAGAAUGGUUUACCGGAAUUUAAUUUUCCUCCACUGGAACCGACCAGAAUAGAAAGUAUGACCAUCGGGGAAGGUCAUGGGAGCGUGGACAUUCGGCAGACGUACAAAAACGUGGAGCUUCACGGAAUGUCCGAGGUCAAAGUGAACAGCAUUUCACUAGAAGAAGCGGGUGACGUGGCAACGUUGUCACUUACUGGAAUUUACGAUAAGCUACGCAUGGAGGCCGAUUACGAAAUCGAUGGGAGAGUUUUACUAUUGUCCGUUCACGGAAAGGGGCGAUGCGUCAUAAACCUUUAUAAUGUCACCGCGAAUCCGACAAUAAUAAGUAAACAGUACGAGAAGAACGGAACGACCUAUUCCAGAAUUGAGACGUUCAACGCUAGCACAAACCCGAAAAAGGUGGACUUCCAUUUCGAAAACCUAUUCGACGGAAAUGAGAUCUUGGGAAGGGAAGUCAACAACUUGAUCAACGCCGAAUGGGAGGUGGUCUUCGGCGAUGUAAAACCGGCCCUAGACAUCGCGCUUGGGGCCAUUUUUAAGAGAAUAGCAAAUAUUAUUUACACCAAAGUGCCAUUUUACGAACUAUUUCCAAAGUGAUCUUAUCAACGUUCUUUGAGUGGAAUCGGUUUCUUCAAACUGGAGUAAUAAGGGUAGACAAUCCAUUAGAUCUAAGUAAGACAAAUAAAAAUUGAUGUUGUUUCCCUCC